Myzus persicae (green peach aphid) is the source of this 1025-nucleotide messenger RNA. RefSeq lists its product as uncharacterized. The coding region runs from base 168 to 662 and encodes 164 amino acids. The record is from RefSeq and is a predicted model, not a curated record. NCBI's taxonomy places the organism in Eukaryota, Metazoa, Arthropoda, Insecta, Hemiptera, Aphididae. The transcript is spliced from 4 exons.
UGUUUAAUAAAUAGAAAACUAUGGUAUGUUCAUUUUUCAAAUAUCACUGCGUGACAAAUCAGUAAUGAAAAGUGAAAAUCUUCUUAAUGUACCAUGACACUUAAUUUUUUUUUGUAGUAGUAUUAUGAUAAAUAGAACUGCUUAUUUACAAAAAGUUGUCACAUACCAUGUAUUUGUUGUUCAGUUUACUAUUUGUUACUGUAUUAAGUGUUCCUGAUGGUAAUACAAACUCAUCAAAUGAUCAUUUACUUAUUGAACACAGUGUCACUCAGGAAAGUGCUGAAAAUGCAAUUCAACAUAUUGUACCAGACUUAAUGAUAGGGGUAGGUUGCAAAGAAUGUACUAUAAGAGAAAUCGAAUACUGUUUGUCCAAUGAUGUCAUUGAGGAUCAUUGUUGUUGCCAGAGGAAAUACCAUGAAGUCUUCCCUUACAUUGCACAUACUUGCUAUGUUAGAUCUAGAAAUUGUGAACCUACCGUUCGGGAUUGUGGAGUAUUUGAUCGAUUAUUGACUUGUUGUUGCCAUCAUUAUCUUGGAACAAAAAGGAAAGCCAAAAUUUCAACCACCAUUAAUGGCCAGAGUCGAAAAAACAAAAGCCUCUUUCUUUUUGGAUUAAUUAUUCUCCUCAUUAAGAACAAUUAUUUUAUUUUUAAUUUAUUUUAAGCUUGUUGAGUAGUUUUAAAGUUUUAGAUAAAAUAAUUGUAAAAACACCACAAUUUCAUCAUUUUAAAUAAAAAUCUACACGUUAUCUCAAAUUCCUCAUCGACUUAAACAAAAUUUGCUAAUACUAUCUAAAUACCAUAACUCAUAAGAUGAAAAUAUUGAUUUUACAAUGAUGUGUACUGUACUACUCUGGAGACACUUUUUACAGUCAAAAAUAUGCUUUGAUUUUCAACUUUGAGAGUUGUUUCUGGUAGCAAAAGCAAAUUGGAUUUAGUUUGUACUUUGGGCCUUCAGUGAAUAAAAAUUAAAGCGUUCCCAGUAUUUUCCAAAAUAAUUGGGGAUUUCAAAAAAAAUAAAAAUAAU